This is a messenger RNA of Colletotrichum spaethianum, 3300 nucleotides long. RefSeq names its product nitrite reductase [NAD(P)H]. Gene Ontology annotation, molecular function: 2 iron, 2 sulfur cluster binding; heme binding; nitrite reductase [NAD(P)H] activity. The record is from RefSeq and is a predicted model, not a curated record. Bases 1 to 3300 code for a protein of 1099 amino acids. Lineage: Eukaryota; Fungi; Ascomycota; Sordariomycetes; Glomerellales; Glomerellaceae. The transcript is spliced from 5 exons.
AUGGCGGAACGUAAGAGACUCGUCGUUGUCGGCCUGGGCAUGGUCGGCAUCGCCUUCAUUGAGAAGAUGUUGAAGCUGGACGCCCGCGCAAAUGAGUACUGCAUAACAGUCCUUGGAGAGGAGCCUCACCUGGCGUAUAACCGUGUCGGGUUGACGAGCUUCUUCGACCACCGCAAAGUAGAGAACCUCUACCUUAACCCGGAGGAAUGGUACCACAGCACACCACAAGGCUCUUUGGGUUACCACGUCAACACCAAAGUCACAGACAUCGAUUCCCAGGCAAAGACAGUAGCCUGCUCCAAUGGCGAGAUCGUGCCAUAUGACAUCCUGGUCAUUGCCACUGGCUCGGAUGCUGUUCUUCCCAAGCACACCCCGGGCCACGACGCAACGGGCGUCUUCGUGUACCGCACAAUCGAUGAUCUUAUCAACCUCAUCGCUUUCGCCGCGCAGCGGAAAGGCACCGUGGGAGCCGUUGUCGGUGGCGGCCUCCUUGGUCUCGAGGCAGCCAAGGCCAUGAUGGACCUGGACUGCUUCGAGAAGGUCAAGCUGAUUGAGAGAAACCGCUGGGUGUUGAGUCGACAGCUAGACAACGACGCCGGCUCCAUGGUUGUGGACCAGGUUAGAGACCUCGGUCUUGACGUGCUGCUCAGCAAGCGGGUAGGUCAAAUCGAGGUGACGGAAGACAACUGCGUCCGGGGAGUCGUUUUCGAGGACGGCGAGCGCAUGGACUGCUCAACCAUUUGCUUCGCCAUUGGCGGCCGGCAUCAAGUGUGCCGACCGCGGGGUGGUAUUGUCGUUGGAGACGAUCUGAGCACCAGUAUCCCUGAUAUUUACGCCAUUGGCGAGUGCGCCAGCUGGCGGAACCAGACCUUCGGCCUCAUCGCCCCCGGCGUCGAGAUGGCCGACGUUCUCUCCUUUAACCUCACACAAGCCAAGCUGCACCAACCACGGGCGUUCAAGAGACCAGACCUCAGCACCAAGCUGAAGCUCCUGGGCGUCGACGUUGCCAGCUUCGGCGACUUCUUCGCCGACCGCGACGGCCCGCUAUACCUGCCCCCCAAGGCGGCUCGCAAAGCGAAGAAGAGCGACGAGCAGAGCACGCUCGAGACAUUAACAAACGGUCUGCCGCCAGCCCCCGUCAAGGCGCUCACGUACCGUGAUCCGUUCCAGAACGUGUACAAGAAGUACAUCUUCACCGAGGACGGCAAGUACCUGCUGGGCGGCAUGAUGAUCGGCGACACAAAAGACUACAUCAAGUUGGUGCCGAUUGUCAAGAACAUGAAGGAGCUGGACAUGCCUCCCAGCCAACUCAUCCUCGGUGCCAAGAAGGAUGGCGAAGACGACGGCGACGACUUAACAGACGACAUCCAGAUCUGCUCGUGCCACAACGUGACAAAGGGCGACGUUGUCAACUCGGUCAAGGAAGGCACUUGCAAGACGCUCGGCGAGGUCAAGUCGUGCACCAAGGCCGGCACCGGCUGCGGUGGCUGCAUGCCGCUGGUGACGACCAUUUUCAACAAGACCAUGUUGUCCAUGGGCAACGAGGUCAAGAACUACCUCUGCGCCCACUUCAACUACUCGCGUGCCGACCUGUACAACAUCAUCCUCGUCAAGAAGCUGCAGACCCUCGAGGACGUCAUGCGCGAGGCCGGAAACGACCCGAGUUCUCUUGGAUGCGAGGCCUGCAAGCCCACCAUCGGCAGCAUCUUUGCUUCCCUGUGGAACCGCCACGUCAUGGACAAGUCCAUGCACGGCCUACAGGAGACCAACGACCGCUUCCUCGGUAACAUCCAGCGCAACGGAACGUACAGCGUCGUUCCUCGAGUGUCUGCCGGCGAGAUUACACCCGACAAGCUCAUCGCCAUCGGAAACGUGGCGUCCAAGUACAAACUCUACACCAAGAUCACUGGUGGGCAGCGCAUCGACAUGUUCGGCGCUAAGAAGCAGGACCUGUUGGACAUUUGGCGGAUGCUGGUCGAGGCCGGCAUGGAGUCGGGACACGCGUACGCCAAGUCGCUGAGAACGGUCAAGAGCUGCGUCGGCACAACGUGGUGCCGUUAUGGUGUUGGCGACAGUGUUGGCAUGGCGGUGCGGCUGGAGGAGCGGUACAAGAGCAUUCGUGCGCCGCACAAGAUCAAGGGCGGUGUCAGUGGCUGCGUCCGCGAGUGCGCCGAAGCCCAGAACAAGGACUUCGGCCUCAUCGCCACCGACAAGGGCUUCAACAUCUUCGUAGCCGGCAACGGCGGUGCCAAGCCCAAGCACUCUGAGCUGCUCGCCAAAGACGUGCCCCCGACGGAGGUCAUCCCCAUCAUCGACCGGUACCUCAUGUUCUACAUCCGCACCGCCGACAAGCUGCAGCGCACGGCACGCUGGCUCGAGAACCUGCCGGGCGGCAUCAAGUACCUCCAGGAGGUCGUCCUCGAGGACAAGCUGGGCAUCUGCGCCUCGCUGGAGGCGCAGAUGCAGGAGCUCGUCGAUAGCUUCUUUGACGAGUGGGCCGAGGCCAUCAAGAACCCCGCCAUCGCCGCCAAGUUCAAGCAGUUCAACAACACGGACGAGACGGUCGAGAACAUGGAGGUCGAGCUCGACCGCGACCAGCCCCGGCCCGUGUACUGGGCGCCCGACUCGGCCAAGGACGACUUCAAGGGCCUCAAGGACCGGUGGAGCAGCACGGCGUGGCAGCCCAUGCUGCAGGCCAGCCACUUCUCCGGCGCUGACGAGACCCCCAACGGCAUCUCGGCGACGGUCAAGCGCGGCGACACGCAGCUGGCUGUGUGGCGCAUCCGCGGCAAGUACUACGCCACCCAGCAGAUGUGCCCGCACAAGCGGCAGUUCGUGCUGUCCGACGGCCUCAUCGGCGAGGAGCUCGGCGCGGACGCGUGCGACGACGCCAAGAAGCCCGACUCGGGCUGCAGCACCAACGGCGACGCCAAGCGGGCCGCCCCCUGGGUGUCGUGCCCGUACCACAAGCGCAACUUUGACCUCGCCAACGGCAGCUGCAAGAACGACGAGGAAGUCAGCAUCGCCACGUUCCCCGUCGAGGAGCGCGCCGACGGCAUGGUCUACCUGAAGCUGCCCCCCGUCGAGGAGCUCGACGCGGCGCUCAGCACGGCCAAGUGGAUGGUCAAGAAGGGCGAGUCCGGCGGCUCGCCGUUUGAGCAGCUCGACAAGAAGAUCAACUUCAAGGGCCACCGCGCCAAGAAGCCCGGCGUCAAGCCCAUGGCGCCGCUCAAGAUGGACAAGCCGGCGCAGCUGCUGGUCGGCGGGGGCGGCGGGUGCGGCAGUGCGCCGGACUGGUAA